Messenger RNA from Drosophila takahashii, 648 nucleotides. RefSeq names its product zinc metalloproteinase nas-8-like. NCBI's taxonomy places the organism in Eukaryota, Metazoa, Arthropoda, Insecta, Diptera, Drosophilidae. The record is from RefSeq and is a predicted model, not a curated record. Gene Ontology annotation, molecular function: metalloendopeptidase activity; zinc ion binding. Gene Ontology annotation, biological process: proteolysis.
AUGGGAGAUUACUUCCAAGGUGACAUGAUCCUUCCAACAGAAACACGCAAUGGUGUUUUACAUCCUGAUUACCGCUGGCCAGGAGGCGUUGUGCCCUACGUAAUCGAAGGCCUAUAUCACGAAAAUGAAUUAGGAAAUCUCAAAGGUGCUUUUUAUGAAUAUCACAACAAGACCUGCGUGCGUUUUAUAGAGCGAACCACCCAAAGGGAUUACAUCUCGAUUGUUAGCUAUACAAAUGGAUGUUUUGCCAAGGUAGGCCGCUGGGGGGGCCGCCAGGAGGUGCAUUUGAAUUCGACUGGUUGCCUACAAGAUAUCGGCACUCCGGUUCACGAGCUGAUGCACGCCUUGGGAUUCUGGCACGAGCAGAGUCGCCCAGACCGUGAUUUAUAUGUACGAGUGAUAACCGAACACAUUAAAACCGACAGAGUGGAUAACUUCAGGAAGUACAGCUUCGAGGAGGUGACCACAUUCGGCGAGAAGUACGACUACUUCAGUGUAAUGCAUUACAGCAGCGAUGCCUUCUCAAAAUAUAAAGGUCUUCCAACGAUUGUGGCAUGGGACCCCAAUAUCACAUCCUUGGGUCAACGUACUGGUUUAUCCCCCACAGAUGUGCGCAAGAUCAACGCCAUGUACAAUUGCAGGGUUUAA